UCUCUGGCCGGGAAGGGGGCACCCAGGAGAGAGGUGCCGGCUCCUUGCCGUUUAGGGCCGCAGGGGGGAGGGCCGGGCCACGUGACUGCAGAGGUCCCUACCCUGGCCAGGUGUUCGAAUCCCGUCCCCAGUACUUGUCGGCGUCCUCCGGGCCCCAGAAAACUCAGCCCUAAGGGCGAGGGAGUUGGGGGAGGCUCAUGGCGGCGCCGAUCCGCCUGGGUCGGAAACGUCCGCUGCCCGCUUGCCCCAACCCGCUCUUCGUGCGCUGGCUGACUGAGUGGCGGGACGAGGCGGCCAGCAAGGGCCGCCGCACGCGCUUCGUGUUUCAGAAGGCGCUGCGCUCCCUCCGGCGGUACCCGCUGCCCCUGCGCAGCGGGAAGGAGGCCAAGAUCUUGCAGCACUUCGGGGACGGGCUUUGCAGGAUGCUGGACGAGCGGCUGCAGCGGCACCGAGCGGCCGGCGGUGACAGCGACACCGGCUCGCCCUCUGGAGAGGAGAGUGCAAGGCGACCCGCCCAAGUGCAGGACUCUUCCGUGCCAGUCUCCACCCAGCCACAGGCCAGAGGUUCUGGUGGCUACUGGCCGCCUCGGCACUCAGGGGCCCGGGCAAUACUGCUGCUGCUCUACCAGGAGCACCUGCGUCCCGAGGGCCAGGGCUCCCUCACCAAGGAGGAACUGCUGCAGAGGUGUGCUCAGAAGGCAGCCAAGGUGACCCCUGAGAGAGGGCGACCCUGGCCAGCCCUGCGCUCCCUGCUCCAGAGGAACCUGCUCAUCAGGACGCACCAGCCGGCCAGGUACUUCCUGUCCUCGGAGGGCCUGGAGCUGGCCCGGAAGCUGGCCGAGUCUGAAGGACUGAGCUCUCUGUGUGGCGGUGUCGGACCUGAGCAGCCCCCUGGGGAGGAGCCAGCAAAGCCAGGAGCGGCCCCAGCUGAGCUGGGUGCCAGUGAAGGGGGUGUCCAGCAGCUGCAGCUGGGGCCUGGGGAGUACAGGGUGCUCUUAUGUGUGGACAUCGGCGAGACCAGGGGGGCGGGACACCGGCCUGAGCUGCUGCGGGAGCUGCAGCGGCUGCGUGUGGCCCACUCGGUGCGCAAGCUGCAUGUCGGCGACUUUGUGUGGGUGGCACAGGAGACCAGGCCCAAGGACCCAGCAAGGCCCCGAGAGCUGGUGCUGGACCACAUUGUGGAGCGCAAGCGGCUGGACGACCUGUGCAGCAGCAUCAUUGACGGCCGCUUCCGGGAGCAGAAGUUCCGGCUGAAGCGUUGCGGCCUGGGACGCCGAGUGUACCUGGUGGAGGACCACGGCUCAAUCGAGAACCUCAGCCUUCCAGAGAGCACGCUGCUGCAGGCAGUCACCAACACGCAGGUCAUUGAUGGCUUCUUCGUGAAGCGCACGGCGGACAUCAAGGAGUCAGCUGCCUACCUGGCCCUCCUGACACGAGGUCUGCAGAGACUCUAUCAGGGCCACACCCUACACAGUCGGCCCUUGGAGAACCCAGGGGACCUGCACCCAGAGACAAGAACCGCCCCAAAUCCUUUGUGCUCACUGCUCACCUUCAAUGACUUCAAUGCCGGUGCCAUCAAGAACAAGGCCCAGUCUGUGCGCGAAGUCUUUGCCCGACAGCUGAUGCAGGUGAGCGGCGUGAGCGGGGAGAAGGCGGCAGCCCUGGUGGAGCGCUACGGCACCCCUUCCAGCCUCCUGGCCGCCUACGACGCCUGCGCCACGCCUAAGGAACAGGAACUGCUGCUCAGCACCAUCAAGUGCGGGCGUCUACAGAGGAACCUGGGGCCCGUUCUCAGCAGGACCUUGUCCCAACUCUACUGCAGCUGCAGUCCCCUGACCUGAAAGGGCUGGGC
Messenger RNA from Ochotona princeps (American pika), 1852 nucleotides. RefSeq names its product MUS81 structure-specific endonuclease subunit (gene MUS81). Lineage: Eukaryota; Metazoa; Chordata; Mammalia; Lagomorpha; Ochotonidae. The record is from RefSeq and is a predicted model, not a curated record. Gene Ontology annotation, molecular function: 3'-flap endonuclease activity; crossover junction DNA endonuclease activity; DNA binding. The transcript is spliced from 16 exons. Bases 198 to 1841 code for a protein of 547 amino acids. Gene Ontology annotation, biological process: resolution of meiotic recombination intermediates; mitotic intra-S DNA damage checkpoint signaling; DNA catabolic process. Gene Ontology annotation, cellular component: Holliday junction resolvase complex; nucleus.